This is a messenger RNA of Amborella trichopoda, 2132 nucleotides long. RefSeq names its product pectinesterase. Lineage: Eukaryota; Viridiplantae; Streptophyta; Magnoliopsida; Amborellales; Amborellaceae. The record is from RefSeq and is a predicted model, not a curated record. Gene Ontology annotation, biological process: cell wall modification. Gene Ontology annotation, molecular function: enzyme inhibitor activity; pectinesterase activity.
UUUCAAUUUUUGUAGGUCUCAGAGCGACUAUAAAAUGCAUGCACACGGCCAUCUCUCUUCGUCCACUCUCUCUGCUCCUCUAAUGGGUUCGCUUGUUCUUCAUCUUCCCCUUAGAAUCGCAUUUCUCUCAACAAUUUUCUCUCUCCUAACUUACCAAGUUCACCCUGUUUCUCUCUCUAACCUCUCUCAUCCCCAACUCGAAUCCCUCUGCAAAUCCACUCCUUUCCCUUCUCGUUGCUUUGACACACUAAAACUCUCCGUCUCCAUCAAUCUACCCAACAUCUUAGACUUAGCAAAACAAACACUCCAAAAUGCAUUAUCAGAGGCCACAAAAACCACAAAUCUCGUUAUGGGUCUGCGCCAAUAUGGCCUUGUAGAGAGAGAAAGAGGAACCAUCCAGGAUUGUCAAGAAUUGCAUCAAAGAACACUAGAUUUCCUCCAAUCCUCACUGAAAAUUGGAAACCCGAAACCCGAAAACCUCAACAAAAUAAGAACCCUUCUGAGUGCAGCUCUCACCAACAAGAACACAUGCUUCGAAGGCCUAGAUUCGGCCUCUGGCUCGAUAAAACCCACUCUCAUGUCCAAACUAAACUCCAUGUAUGAGCUAGUUAGCAAUUCCUUGUCCAUGUAUUCUAACCCCUCGAAAAGCCAAGGUCGCCAAGGUCGGCGGCUCUUGGAGGACUCGGGGCGUCGGAAAAGUGGUUUUCCGGCCAGAUUUUCCCGGAAAAGAGGUUUUCCGGCAUGGUUAACCGGCAAAGAUCGCCGGAUUUUGCAGAGCUCUCCAGGUGAUGGUUAUGAUAGCGGUGAUAUUUUGAUAGUGGCAAAAGAUGGGAGUGGAAAUUACAGUAGUAUAAUGGAGGCCGUGAAUGCAAUGCCUAAUAAUCGUUUGGACAGGUUUGUCAUUUUUGUCAAAGAAGGGGUGUAUGAGGAGAAUGUUGAGAUAGCGAGCAAUAAACAAAACCUCGUUAUGAUGGGAGAUGGGAUUGAUGUAACGGUGAUCACGGGGAGCAGGAGUGUGGGGGAUGGGUGGACUACUUUUCGAUCUGCAACGGUAGCGGUCAUGGGCGAUGGGUUCCUCGCACGUGACAUAACAUUCGAAAACACAGCCGGCCCUGAGAAGCAUCAAGCAGCGGCUCUUCGCGUAAAUGCCGAUAUCUCUGCCUUCUUCCAGUGUUCUUUCAGAGGCUACCAAGACUCUCUUUACGUGCACUCGCUCCGGCAGUUCUACCGAGAAUGCGAUAUAUAUGGCACAAUUGACUUCAUCUUUGGUAAUGCAGCUGUUGUCUUCCAAGGUUGCAGUAUCAUCUUAAGGAAGCCCAUGGAAGGCCAAUUCAAUGCAAUCACUGCACAAUCUCGAGAUAUACCUGAUGAAAGCACUGGAAUGUCCAUACAGAACUGCACAAUUGAGCCUGAUUCUGACCUAGCUAGCAACCCAGGGUCGACUAAGAACUAUCUUGGCCGGCCUUGGCGCGUGUACUCUCGCACAGUUUACUUGGAGUCGUAUAUCGAUAGGCUCAUUGACCCGGCAGGCUGGACUAAGUGGUCAGGUGAUGAAGGGCUCGACACAUUAUACUAUGGGGAGUACAGUAACUAUGGUCCAGGUUCUGGAACAGAUAACCGGGUUUCGUGGUUGGGUUUCCACAAAAUGGAUUACUCUGAUGCAAGUAAUUUCACAGUAUCGGAGUUUAUCGAUGGCGAUAAUUGGCUCGUCUCGACGUCAUUUCCAUAUGAUGAUGGGAUUUAGACAAAUCUGCAUCAGAGUAUCCUUUUCUUUUCUUUCUUCCAAUUUCUCUCACUCUAUUUGUUCCAUUUUUAGUGAAACAGGUUUUUAUAUCUUUUUGUUAUAUUACUAGCCCUCUUCCCUCUUAUUUGGAUGCUUAAGUUUGUGUAUUGUAAGAGAUUGGGCUUGGGUCAAGGCGGUAGCAGCUGGAUUUUUAUAGCACUAUGUCUCAAGUUCCAUCCUUAUGUAACCGUGUCAAAAUUCCAUCCUUAUGUAACCUUGUCAAAAAAAAAAAAUGGCAUUACAAUUCAAAUUAGCAGAUGUUGUCAUAAUGGCAUUACAAUUCAAAUUUGCAGAUGUUGUCAUCCUCUAUAAACAUGUCUAAUGACAUAGAAAAUGAGUUGUAUAUUUU